AUGGGAGGUUCCAUUGGAGUCGGUCUGCUCGGUCUUGUCCUGUCUGUGACUGCUCAAUGUAGUUUAUCGCCGGGUGACUCUAACUACAGAAUUGACGUCCACUCACAUGCUGUGCCAGACGUAUGGCGCGCUGCACUCGUCCAGGCUGGAUAUCCCGUCAAAAAUGGGACACUUUAUACGGACGGCUUCCCUGUGUCUAACUGGACUUUGGAAGGGCACCUCGAAGCGAUGACUGCUAAUAGCGUCAACUAUACGACAUUGAGUAUUAGCGCUCCUGGUGUUACGUUUCUGGCACACGAUGCUACCAAAGCCAAGAAUUUGGCUCGCAAGGUCAACUUGGCUAUGCAUCAAUACACCCAACAGCACCCUGAAAAACUGGGUGCAAUGUGCCUGCUGCCUCUCCCUCAUGUCAAAGGAGCUAUUGCUGAGAUUAAGUUCUGUUUGGAUACUUUGGGCUUCGACGGGGUAGGUAUGUAUACCAAUUCUAAUGGCACUUAUCUCGGCGACUCUUCUUUGGAUCCGAUUUUCGAACUUCUGCAAGAGCGCAAUGCCACCGUUUUCGUCCACCCAGCUGCUCCGGGCUGUGAGUCUGCCGGUAUGGGAUGGCCCUCACCAAUGACCGAAUAUCCGUUCGACAGCGUUCGUGCCAUGGAGAACAUGCUCUUGAGUGGCCAACGUGCAUCGUACCCGAAUGUGACCAUGAUAUUUCCUCAUGGCGGCGGUGCAAUGCCUUAUCUCGCCACCCGCAUUGCUGGCAUGUCUUCUCUACCAUUUUUAGGUGGCUUGUCUGUGCCCGAGUCUCUUGCUCAGCUUGCGGGUUACUACUUUGAUACUGCUUCAGCCACCUCAGCCAUUCAAUUGAAUGCCAUGAAAUCUUUCAUUGGCAUAGAUCGUAUAUUGAUCGGCACAGACUAUCCUUACGUGCCUGUGGCUCAGUCUGAACCGGCCUUGGCGGCUAUCCAGACCAACGGCAAUUUUACCAGCACCGAAAUGGCGCAAAUCAACAGCAAGAAUACCCUGUCUGUCUUCCCUCGUAUAUCCGCGAAAUUGGGGUGGUAG
Messenger RNA from Talaromyces proteolyticus, 1059 nucleotides. RefSeq lists its product as uncharacterized. Gene Ontology annotation, molecular function: carboxy-lyase activity; hydrolase activity. Gene Ontology annotation, cellular component: cytoplasm. Bases 1 to 1059 code for a protein of 352 amino acids. Gene Ontology annotation, biological process: secondary metabolic process. Lineage: Eukaryota; Fungi; Ascomycota; Eurotiomycetes; Eurotiales; Trichocomaceae. The transcript has 3 exons. The record is from RefSeq and is a predicted model, not a curated record.